CCUUGUCCUCCAGCAGCAUCUGGAGGAAAGGCUGAAGAUUGAUGACACCAGUGCAGACUGCCUGCUGCCCUACUCUGUCCUAAGUGCUUUAGAAGCUUGGGGUCCCCUGGGCUCUUCCGGGCAGCCCUGCGGGGAAUCUGCCCCUGACAUUUGUGAAGAACCUGAGGCUGAGAGCCAGGGAGGACCCUGCCCGAGGCCAAGGCAGCAGCAGAGCCCUGGCCUGCACCCAGGUCACAUGCUUUCGGCUGCUGGCUGCCCCCUGUCACCUCCACUCCAGAGGGGCUGCCCCGACCACCUGGCCGUCUCCUCUUGGGGCCAGUCGUGGGGAAGGCACGGUCCCUGGCACCCUGGGGACUAAAGCCUGGGCUUUGGCACCUGCACCUUCUUUCCAGAUUUCCCCGAAAACGCCAUCAGAGAGGGGCAGUGACUUGUCCAGAGCCCCACAGUGAGUUGGUGGCAGAGGUGAGGCAGAAACACGGUGCAGCUAAAGGGUGACCCCUCCCAGACAGGUCCCCCACACGAGGCCGGGCCUGCCCUUCUAAGCUGUGUGACCUGGGCCCCUGGCUCUGCCCCUCUGAACCUCUGAGGCCUCCUCGGCACAGUGGAACGGGCGCCGGCCUGGGCUGAGGAGGCACCAGCAGCCUCGGGGGCCAGCACAGGACCGUCGCCUGCACGAAGCCCUUCUCAGCAGGGAGGUGGCAUCCAUCUCUCCUGCCAUAGCCAUGGCUGCCCCCUGCCCUGACUUGAGUCUAGUUAUUUGGACACUCCUCUGUCUCUCCCACCCCUCCCCACAUGCUCACACUGGCCCGAGAGCCCCCUGGGGCAGGGGCGUUUUAUUGGUCACAUUUAUUACCCAUAGAGGAACGGGCCAGGGGCUGAACGGAGAGCUUAGAGCGUGCUUCAAGACAGGUGUUUGGGGGCCGGGGGGCAGGAGGAGCCAGACACGCUCGGUGGAUGGGACUGUCUCCUACCUCUUGGAGUCUCAAGGUCCCUCACCUGUGACGGAGCUGUGGACAGUUCCCACCUCAGACCCAGAAGGAGUUAGGAAGGCAACAACAUAAGCAAAGCCCCAGGACAGCAGGGGCCCGGAGACAGCUCCUCACCGGGAGAGGCUGAGUGUUCUCCAGUACGUGACACACCCACUCCCCCGAAACAGUGAGGUUGCAACCACAUCCUGCCUGGUCAUCAGCUGCCCCCACCCCCAGCGCCUGGCAUCCUGCCCUGGCAGCCUCGUCCUGACUCUCCAGGGGCAGGCUGUUGCACAUUCUUGGGCCCUCCGUCCUGGCCCCUCCUACCUUCCGGCCCCCAGUCUUUGGGCGCCUGCCUGGAUGUGGCCAGGAAGGGAGGGAGGAGUGUCGGGGUGUCUUUCAGCUGGGGGCCGGCUGCGUGAUUCAGCAGGCCCUCCCCUGGACAGCUGCUUGCCCAGGAGUGUGGGUGGUGUGAGGGGCCAGCUGGUCAUUAGAGGGCCCGGGCCUUCCUGUGGGGCAGGCUCUCACCCUGGCCUGUGAGUCCCGGCCUCACCAGGAGGGCUGACCCCUGGGCUGGAGCCGCCGGCUCAGGGCAGGUGGUGGUGGUGUCUGCUGGCCUUGCGGUGACCUGAGCUCUGGGAACCCCGCGGGGGCAGGGAAGCUGAACUCCUGGACUCUAUCUCUUGGCCCUGCCCUGCGUGGGGCCUUGGGCAGGUGGACGGCGAGGCUGUGCAGUGGUGAGGAUCUGAGUGGGGAGGUGGAGGGACAGGCCUGAGUUGGAUCUCGGCUCUGGCCCUGAGUAGUAGAGUGACGUUGGGCAGGUGACUCUCCCCUGAGCCUCAGUCAUCCCAUCUGUGAAAUGGGACCAAAGAUAGACCCUGCAUCUGGAUGUCAAAGGGACCCCACGAGGAGGAUUCCACGGUUGAACCAUGAUUCCGGUGACAGAGCUCCGCUACUUUGCGGACACACAGCCAGCGUACCGGAUCCUGAAGCCGUGGUGGGACGUGUUCACCGACUACAUCUCCAUCGUCAUGCUGAUGAUCGCGGUUUUUGGCGGCACGCUGCAGGUCACCCAGGACAAGAUGAUCUGCCUGCCGUGUAAGUGGGUCACCAAGGACUCCUGCAACGACUCAUUCCGGGGCUGGGUGGCCCCCGGCCCAGAGCCCCGCUACCCCAACUCCACCGUCUUGCCCACCCCCGACACUGGCCCCACGGGCAUCAAGUAUGACCUGGACCGGCACCAGUACAACUAUGUGGACGCGGUGUGCUACGAGAACCGCCUGCACUGGUUCGCCAAGUACUUCCCCUACCUGGUGCUUCUGCACACACUCAUCUUCCUGGCCUGCAGCAACUUCUGGUUCAAGUUCCCUCGCACCAGCUCGAAGCUGGAGCAUUUUGUGUCCAUCCUGCUCAAGUGCUUCGACUCGCCCUGGACCACGCGAGCCCUGUCGGAGACGGUGGUGGAGGAGAGCGACCCCAAGCCGGCCUUCAGCAAGAUGAACGGCUCCAUGGACAAGAAGGCGUCGACGGUCAGCGAGGACGUGGAGGCCACCGUGCCCAUGCUGCAGCGAACCAAGUCUCGGAUCGAGCAGGGCAUCGUGGACCGCUCGGAGACGGGCGUGCUGGACAAGAAGGAGGGGGAGCAGGCCAAGGCGCUGUUCGAGAAGGUGAAGAAGUUCCGGACCCACGUGGAGGAGGGGGACGUCGUGUACCGUCUGUACAUGCGGCAGACCGUCAUCAAGGUGGUCAAGUUCGUCCUCAUCAUUUGCUACACCGUGUGCUACGUGCACGCCAUCAAGUUCGACGUGGACUGCACCGUGGACAUCGAGGGCCUGACGGGCUACCGCACGUACCGCUGCGCCCACCCGCUGGCCACGCUCUUCAAGAUCCUGGCGUCCUUCUACAUCAGCCUGGUCAUCUUCUACGGCCUCAUCUGCGUGUACACCCUCUGGUGGAUGCUCCGGCGCUCCCUCAAGAAGUACUCGUUCGAGUCCAUCCGCGAGGAGAGCAGCUACAGCGACAUCCCCGAUGUCAAGAACGACUUCGCCUUCAUGCUGCACCUCAUCGACCAGUACGACCCGCUCUACUCCAAGCGCUUUGCCGUCUUCCUGUCGGAGGUGAGUGAGAACAAGCUGCGGCAGCUGAACCUCAACAACGAGUGGACGCUGGACAAACUGCGGCAGCGGCUCACCAAGAACGCGCAGGACAAGCUGGAGCUGCACCUGUUCAUGCUCAGCGGCAUCCCCGACACCGUGUUCGACCUGGUGGAGCUGGAGGUGCUGAAGCUGGAGCUGAUCCCCGACGUGACCAUCCCGCCCAGCAUCGCGCAGCUCACGGGCCUCAAGGAGCUGUGGCUGUACCACACGGCCGCCAAGAUCGAGGCGCCCGCCCUGGCCUUCCUGCGCGAGAACCUGCGGGCGCUGCACAUCAAGUUCACGGACAUCAAGGAGAUCCCGCUGUGGAUCUACAGCCUGAAGACGCUGGAGGAGCUGCAUCUGACAGGCAACCUGAGCGCGGAGAACAACCGCUACAUCGUCAUCGACGGGCUGCGCGAGCUCAAGCGGCUCAAGGUGUUGCGGCUCAAGAGCAACCUGAGCAAGCUGCCGCAGGUGGUCACGGACGUGGGCGUGCACCUGCAGAAGCUGUCCAUCAACAACGAGGGCACCAAGCUCAUCGUCCUCAACAGCCUCAAGAAGAUGGCCAACCUGACGGAGCUGGAGCUGAUCCGCUGCGACCUGGAGCGGAUCCCGCACUCCAUCUUCAGCCUCCACAACCUGCAGGAGAUCGACCUCAAGGACAACAACCUCAAGACCAUCGAGGAGAUCAUCAGCUUCCAGCACCUGCACCGCCUCACCUGCCUUAAGCUGUGGUACAACCACAUCGCCUACAUCCCCAUCCAGAUCGGCAACCUCACCAACCUCGAGCGCCUCUACCUGAACCGCAACAAGAUCGAGAAGAUCCCCACGCAGCUCUUCUACUGCCGCAAGCUGCGCUACCUGGACCUCAGCCACAACAACCUGACCUUCCUCCCCGCUGACAUCGGCCUCCUACAGAACCUGCAGAACCUGGCCGUCACGGCCAACCGGGUGAGUGGCUCGUGGCGGGGGUGCUCCUGGGUGUGGAGUCUUCAGCUGUGGUUCCCAGGACCCCCUGGGAGGAGCUGGUUGAAAAUACAGAUCCCCAGGCCCCGGACCAGACCUGCUGAAUCAGAAUCUGUGGGCUUGGGAGGCCGUCUCUGCCGCAGAACGUGGCAGAGUUCACCUGCCAGGAGGGAUGGUGUGGUCAGGCGGGGCCUGUCCCCGAGGUGGCCUUGGGCGGGUUCCUCGAAGGCAGUGAUGUGCACGGGCAGGAGGUCCACGGCCUGCCCUGCUCUCUCAGAGCUCGGUCGUCGGAGGUGGGACUUGGCCUGGAGCUUGCAGUGUCUUUCUCAGCUUGUCCUGGACCAGAUUUGGAGCCCAGGAUGGGCCCACCAGGGACAGAAACUUUGUGGGUGACUGGCACAACUCCCACCGCCACUCACACCCUCCGCCCUCUGUGUUUCGAGGGUGGCAGAGGGCAGAGUUGAGCUUAGCUGGGGCUGGUUUGUUACCACUUGCCUUUCUGGAGUGGAAAUUGUGCGAACCGUUGUGGGCCCGUGGUACUGGAGGCCACGCCCGGGAGACGAUCGAGACCUCUGGCGGCUCCCGUGCACCAGCCCCUUGCCUGUCUGGACAAGCCACCCACCCAAGGGCCCCUCCGCGGAAGCAGGCAGGUGAGGGUUGAGGGCAAGUGGUCCUGUGGCCUUGUGGCCUGGCCUCUGCCGUGGAAACAAAGCCACAGCUGCUGGGGGGACCUCUCCCUGCCCUGCCCACCCCUUCUGGGGCCCUAGAGGGAGGUUGAUAUUGGAAAGAACGUCUUCCCGGUUUGUUCCUACUCCGAGUGGAAACCCUCUUGCAGUGAAGAGGGUGGUAUCAGGGUGGACACUCUCGCAGCGAGGCUAGGGGUUAUGGAAGCCCGUGGCCGGGGGCUGGGAUGCUGAGGGAGAGCCAAUCCAGCCAGCACCUCUGCGCCCCUGUUGCCGGCAGCAGCAUGAAGCCGCCCCGUGGGCUUAUGGAGCUCCUGCUCUGUGUCCACCCUGCGCUGGGCACCCUGCUCCCGGCACCCUGUGAGUCCUCCUGGCAGGAGCUCUCUGCAGCAGCCUGGAGGCAGGCAGCCCCUGAAACGUCCCGUUCUAGGAAAGGACAUGCCUUCUCCAACAUCACCCAGGUUGGAGGGUCCAGGCACCCCAGACCUCUGACCACCAGAACCCCUCCCGUCUUCCCUAAGCCUCUCUCCCUAUAAACCACGGAGAUUUUGACAAAUCCUUUCUCCCUCCCUCAAAUUAUACCUGUGUGCAUGUGUGAGAACGUACAGGGGUGAAGGUCAGAUCCCAGGCUGCUUCACUCUGGAGAAUCCGCCUCCAGGGCCUGGGACAGGCCCACUGGUCAGGAAAAUUGGCCUCCCGGGGAGAAGCCCCAUUUGGGGAGCAUAGGACAAACACACACCUCCUUUAGCAUGUUGAGGGGGACCAAGUGGCCCCCCCCCCCCGGAGCACAGUGCGGGGCCAGAUUGCCCCUGGAUUCGGGGCUGCCUUGGGCAUCCCAAGAACCCCUCGUGGUGCCCACUCUGUCCCGGGAGCUGUGUGGGCACCAGGUCUUGAUGGGCCUUCCCAGCCAGUGGAGGGUGGAGGGUACAAUUCCCGACCUGUCCCCACCCCCAGCUCCUCACCCCAGGCAUGGCUGCCAGGUCAUGCCUGUUGGCUGAGGUCAUCCCUCAGGAAGAGCUGGGGGCAGGCACGCUGUCGCUGUCCCUAGGAAGGAGACCCUCUGACACCCAGUUCAGCACAGUGCUUAAUCAUGUCCUGUCCCCGCCCACUGGAAUGCUAGAGGCCUUUGUAGGGAAAAAAGUUCGCUUGGGCCAGUCCUAGUCAGGCUCCUCCUUUUAGGCAGGAGCCCCCCUCCCUUCCUCCCUCUGGGCCUGGCGGUUCCUUGUGAGCCACCCCGGGCUAUGGGCUUCAUGUGAGUGGACAGGCAGGGGCGAGUGUGGCCCGGCUCAGGCCCUCGGCCUCUGUUUUCUUAGGUUUAAACUCAUGUUAGCGAACACCUCGAUAAGUGGGCGUCCACUUGUUUGGUUAUUCAUUGGUUCAUUGAUUUGGGGAAUGUUUUUUGAGCACUCCUAGUGUGGAGCAGGGAGCUGGGGACCUAGGAACAAACAAGCGGCUGCCCAUCCUGAGCUCACCUCUCUCAGGGAAAGACAGGCAACCAGCAUUUAGCACAGUGGAGGAGACUAGGCUGGGGCACAGCGGAGUGGCCUCAACCCGGACUUACCCCAGGGCAGGCGGGCCUCCUGGAGGAGGGCGCAUCUCAUCUGGCCCUGCAGGACAAGGAGUUAGCCAGGUGAAGAGGAAAGGGAGAGUCUAGGAGGCUCUGUCCACAGAGAGCUGAGAGCCCAGGGGGAGGAGCAGUGAGCUGAGCCCCUGGAAUUUGGACUUUCCCCUGAGGCCAGGGCUUGAGGAGCGUCCUGUCCUGCCCACUUGGUUUCAGAUAAUCUGUCUCACGUCCCUUCCCUCGACCCUCUGACAACAAGGACCUUGGCUCUUUCGUUCAGUGCCUGACGUGGAGCAAAAUGUUCACCGAAUUCCCAUUGACUGAGCGACGACGAAGGCAUUAGGCUGCCUUGGAAUUUAGAGAGCUCGCUCCUGCUGCAACUCGAGGGUAUUGGGGGUGGGGCAAGAUGAGAGGUCAAGAGUGGAUGGAAAGCCCGUGGGCAGCCAUCAGGCGGGGGCGAGGCCUGGACUGGCAAGGGCUGCCAGGGAUGGCGAGACGGACGGAUGUGGGGGAGACUUCGGGGGUGGAAUCCACAGGACAUGGGCGGGAUUGGAUGUGGGGAGAGAGAGGUCUGACGUGACUCGAGGUUUCUCACGUGGCUGCCUGGGUAGCUGGAGGGUCAUUGAGGCCAGGUGUGGGACAAGGCACAGGUUUUCAGAGAGGAGAGUGUAGGUCCCAUAUUGGGACAUCCAAGGAACCAGGUUGAGUCAGCCUGAAGCCCAAGGAGUCAUCCCCCUAGGCUCCUGGGUGAAGAUGGGUCCUCGAUGAGGUCACGGGGGAAAGGAUGGAGGGAAGGGGAGUCUGGCUCGAGCCUUUGGGAUUGACGGCGACGAGCCGGGCCAGGCAGGAGCGGGUGGGCACACAGCCCACGGGGGAGUCCGGUGAAAGGAGAACUGUUGCAUGUCCGGUGGAUGAGGAGUGACCGCUGCUGGCUCUGGCCAGGUAGUUUCCAGGGUGGGCAGCGGCAGAAGCCAGAUCACGGCGGGCCAAGGAGAGAGACGGCGUCUUUCCAAACGGUUUGUUGGGAAGCCUGGAGAGGCUCCUGGGAGGGUUGUCUCUUUUGCAAAGACCAGGUGGACUUGAGGGGGAGCCAGUGCCGACGGGGGAGCCGUUGAGGCCCCUGAGGAGGUGGGAGAGGGCGGGAUUGGGGUGAUGGGAAACGACUUCACACCUUCAGCGCACGAGCACACCUCACGAGGGACAGGAGUGGCCUGGGUGGGGCACUGAGCCACUGAAGGCACCUUCUUUUCUCUCCACGCGCCUGGAAAGAGCUCGCUGAUGGGCUGGGGGUGCUCCGGGGAGGGGACGUGUCAGGGGGAGGGCUCCGAUGUGAGCCCCAGCUCUGCCACCUGCUGGUCCAGCCUCCCACUCCCUGGCCACUGUCUGUGUCACCAGAGGAGGCCAGUGUUGGGUGCAGUGGGGUCUCUGGGAGGCUCUGGCCCGUCCGUCCUGCCGGAGCCCACUUCCCAUCUGCCCUCUCACCUUCAUGUCCCUGCUGACCUGGAAGCCACCUCUGCCCCAUACCUGACCACUGGGCCACGUUGAAGCCCCAGGUCAGGAGUCCCCUUUAAAACAGUCACAGUGUCCCUCAUGGCAUGGCCUCUGCCUUCUCAGCGGGAAAAUGGGGACGGUGACAGAGCAAGCUCCCCGUCACCCUCACAUGGGCUCGGGCCCAAGUCCCUUGGCUCCUGCCCUGCUGGAAGGGUCCCUCCUGCCCACCAUAUCUGAAGGAGGUGGUUGUAGGAAAAUAGGCUCAGUCAGAGCUCGUGUUUGUAGCUGAUUGCUCACAGGAGGGCGGGGAGGAAGCUGGCUUUUAUGGGGUUCUUCCCGUGUGGCAGGAGACAUGGCAGGUCCCCACCCAGGCUGCACCAUCAACAGCGUGGACAUUUAAGAGCACGGACUGUUGAGCCAGGUUCGAAUCUUGGCUCCACCACUCUCCAGCUGUGAACCUCUAGGCAGGCUGGCUCCUUCAGGGCCUCAGUUUUCCCAUCUGUAAAAUGGAAAGAGUGUUUACAAAGUACUUACAGUUAGUUCCGAGGGUUCAGUGAGUUAAUAGCAUCAGCGCUCAGAGCGAACCUGCCCUGUAGUAAGUGGCAUGUGGGUGUUGCCCAUUAUUCAAAUUUUGCAAAAUCAGUAGGAGGGGGCUCUGAAUGGCCAACACUGGGUUCCCCACACCCCCCAUCAGCCUGUGACUUGACAGGUAAGGAAACUGAGGCCCAGGAAGGGGAAGUGAUUGGUGAGCUCUCCCCAGUUCUCAGCAACAAUUAAGGGUGUGGAAUUUUCUCAGCAGGCUGCUCUGCUUUCAUAAAUUGCUCUUAAACCAGGCAGGACCAACAGCCUGGCUCCUGGUGAGCCCUGGGCGGUGGAGGACGGGGUGUGAUUGGGAGUAGCUGGCUACUGUGAUUUGCUUCUGGGGUGCUAGGCGCUGGGAGACAGCGGGGAGCACAGCACACCCAGCCCUGCCCUCUCAGAGCCCCCUGUCUGGGGGCGACAGGAGAUCAAGCAGUUUGACCAUGGAAGGGAUCAGUGCUGUCCGGGGGACGUUGGGUGCCAUAGGUUACCAGGAGGUCAGGGAGGCUUCCUGGAGGAAGUGACUGCAGAGCUGAGACCUAAAGAACAGGGGAAAGUUAGCCAGACUUGGGCCCAAAUUGUGCCGGUCCCUGGGGUCUGGGGUAGCUGAAAUGGGCAUCAGAGAAGGUGCUGGUACCCAGGGCAGGGAAGCCCAGAGGCCCAGGUCCGAGGUGCGCCUGCCUCACUUCGCCCUCUGCUCCU
Messenger RNA from Delphinapterus leucas (beluga whale), 9085 nucleotides. RefSeq names its product leucine rich repeat containing 8 VRAC subunit A (gene LRRC8A). Gene Ontology annotation, cellular component: cytoplasm. The record is from RefSeq and is a predicted model, not a curated record. Gene Ontology annotation, molecular function: protein binding. NCBI's taxonomy places the organism in Eukaryota, Metazoa, Chordata, Mammalia, Artiodactyla, Monodontidae.